UUAUCGGUUUCCUCAGCGGCGCCGAAUCAGUCAAGGGCUACGGAUAAUGACGGUUUAUGGACUGGUGGUGCAGAUACACCUUAGCUAGGUCGAUUGUUGGAAAUUAUUGAGGAAGGGUCUGACGAGACUUCUUCUCCCUCAUUCCUCCCUGCGUCUUUGAAGUAGACAACUUUCUUUGAACGGCUCCCUGCAAGUCGCGUCACGACAGCAAACGGCACGAGCAGUGGCAAAUCGUGUAUACUUCUGGUCGAGCUGCAGCUAUUCUUUCGCGCUCGCGACUUCCCCAGAUUAUCUCGCCCCACACUUAGAUUCCUAGUCCCCGCGGACGAAGAAAGAUCACAAUGCGCACAGCGUGCCUCAGAGCAGUGGGCUCUGCCACAAGGCUCGCUCGCUCUACUCGCAGUGCUCAGCUCACUCGCCCAGCGGUCGCGAAAUGCACCCAGCGAGCAGCUGUGAGCUAUGGCCAGCAGUUCAGAGCAUUCCAACAGGCUGCGGCUGUCCAGCCCGCCGAGGAUGUCUUCGAGACACCCAAACAGAGUGUCGAUUCCGCAAAGCCCACGGAGGCGCUCGACACAUUUCCCCGUAGACACAUUGGCCCCUCUGCUGAGUCGGCAGAGGCUAUGCUCAAGGCGCUCGACCCGCCUGUGAGCAGUUUGGAUGAGUUUGUGCGCCAGGUCAUCCCUGCAGACAUUCUCAACGAUCGCGAACUCAGCGUUGGAAAGCUUUCAGACCGCCAUGGCGCAGAUUGGCAGGCGAACGGCGUGCCCGAGUCUGUCUUCCUGAAGAAUGCGAAGCGGAUUAUGGGUCAGAACAGGCCAGGAAAGAGCUUGAUCGGCCAGGGCUACUACAACACCAAUGUCCCUGAGGUCAUCAAGCGCAAUGUGCUUGAGAACCCCCAGUGGUACACCAGCUACACUCCAUAUCAACCCGAGAUCAGUCAGGGUCGUUUGGAGUCGCUUCUCAAUUUCCAGACCAUGGUCACCGACCUGACUGGUCUGUCGAUUGCGAACGCUUCCUUGCUCGACGAGCCCACGGCCGCUGCUGAGGCCAUGACUAUGUCUUUUGGUUCAUUGCCAGCCUCGCGCCAGAAGCGUCCGAACAAGACGUUCCUCGUUUCCUCCACCUGCCACCCCCAGACUAUUCAGGUCCUUCGCUCUCGUGCGGAAGGUUUUGGUAUUAAGAUCGAAGUCGCAGAUGUACUUGCGGAUAACAGCAAGCGCGUUGAGGAGCUUGGGCAGGAUUUGGUUGGUGUUUUGGCACAAUACCCUGACACCGAUGGUGGCGUUAGCAACUACCGUAAUCUUGCGGACAAGGUUCACAAGCAGGGCUCGCUCUUCAGCGUAGCUACUGAUCUUCUUGCGCUUACGCUGCUCACUCCACCGGGAGAGUUUGGCGCAGACAUUGCCCUGGGAAAUGCCCAGCGCUUCGGUGUCCCGCUUGGCUUCGGUGGCCCUCACGCCGCGUUUUUCGCCAGUGUCGACAAGCACAAGCGUAAGAUUCCUGGACGUAUCAUCGGACUUUCGAAGGACAGGCUGGGUAAUCCGGCGGCGCGUCUCGCUCUGCAGACACGAGAGCAGCACAUUCGUCGUGAGAAGGCCACCAGCAACGUCUGCACUGCGCAGGCGCUGCUCGCGAACAUGAGCGCUAUGUACGCUGUCUACCACGGACCCAACGGUUUGACACAAAUCGCCAAACAGGUCGUAGCGAAAACCAGGCUCGUACAGCAGGCGCUCAUCGAAGCUGGAUACAAGACCGGUACUCGCGCCAAGCUCGACAACGCCCCAGCAGCAUUCGACACAUUUGUGGUAGGGACGGGUAACAACACAGAGCCCCUGAUUGCUGAGCUGGAGCGCAACGAGAUUUUGGUGCGCAAGGUUGAUGACAACCACAUCGGCCUGUCUUUCGACGAGACUACAACCUCCCAGACCAUCUCAGCAUUGCUCAAGACUCUGACCAAGGGCAACGCAAAGGUUGACUUCUCCCAAGAAGUUGCUGUGGAGGCUCCUCAGGGGUACAAGAGAACUUCUGAGUUCUUGACACACCCUGUCUUCAACUCGCACCACUCCGAGACCGAGUUGCUGCGCUACAUCAACCACCUUGCGUCCAAGGAUCUGUCCCUCGUCCACUCUAUGAUUCCUCUCGGAUCUUGCACGAUGAAGCUGAACUCGACAUCCGAGAUGGCGCCCGUCUCGUGGGAAACCACAGGCAACUUGCACCCGUUCCUGCCUCUCGAGCGUGCGAAGGGUUACCUUGAGAUGAUUGGCCAGCUCGAGAAGGAUCUCGCAGAUAUCACCGGAUUUGACGCCGUAUCUCUGCAGCCCAACUCCGGUGCUCAGGGCGAGUUUGCUGGUCUGCGCGUUAUUCGCAAGUAUCUCGAGCAGCAGCCGGGCAAGAAGCGCGACAUUUGCUUGAUCCCCGUUUCGGCCCACGGAACCAACCCUGCCAGUGCUGCUAUGUGCGGUAUGCGCGUUGUGCCCGUCAAGUGCGACACCGCUACCGGUAACCUCGACAUCGCUGACCUCAAGGCCAAAUGCGAGAAGCACAAGGACGAGCUCGGUGCGUUCAUGAUCACGUAUCCCUCCACUUUUGGUGUUUUCGAGCCUGCGGCUAAGGAAGCUUGCGAUCUGAUUCACCAGUACGGAGGACAGGUGUACAUGGACGGUGCCAACAUGAAUGCUCAGAUUGGUCUCUGUUCGCCAGGUGAGAUUGGUGCCGAUGUCUGCCAUCUCAACCUCCACAAGACCUUCUGCAUUCCCCACGGUGGAGGUGGCCCUGGUGUUGGACCCAUCGGUGUAAAGAGCCAUCUCAGUCCCUUCCUGCCCGGUCACUUGAGGAACGAGACUGGUGGUGAACAAGCUGUCUACCCAAUCUCUGGUGCGCCUUGGGGCAGCGCUUCCAUUCUGCCCAUCUCUUGGGCUUACAUCAAGAUGAUGGGAUCCGUUGGACUGACACAGGCCACCAAGAUCACACUGCUGAACGCCAACUACAUCCUCUCCAAACUCAAGCCUCACUAUCCGAUCUUGUACACCAAUGCCGAGGGUCGCUGCGCUCACGAGUUCAUUCUUGAUGUUCGUGGCUUCAAGGAGACCGCCGGUGUCGAGGCUAUCGAUAUCGCCAAACGCCUCCAGGAUUACGGUUUCCACGCCCCAACCAUGAGCUGGCCCGUUGCCAACACUCUCAUGAUCGAACCCACCGAGUCGGAGAGCAAGGUCGAACUCGACCGCUUCUGCGAUGCCUUGAUCUCAAUCCGCAAGGAAAUUAAGGACGUCGAGGAUGGCAAGCAGCCCAAGGGUGCCGGCAAGAACUUGCUCACCAACGCGCCCCACACCCAGCAAGAUCUUAUCGUUGGCAACUGGGACCGCUCAUACAGCCGGGAGGAUGCUGCGUACCCCCUGUCAUACUUGAAAGAAAAGAAGUUCUGGCCUAGCGUUACCAGGCUCGACGAUGCCUACGGUGACACCAACCUCUUCUGCACAUGUGCCCCUAUGGAGUCUGAGGGCGGCGACAUCACCGGUGCCGCUGCACCCAACCCUACCUAAACCACUCACUCUCAACACCGAGUGGUAAUUCCGUUUUCCUGAUUUUUUGCUGCAUUUACAUUCAACACCAGCGUGGGAGUCCGGCGCCUCAACAUAUCCCUUCCUUCAACACAGCUGGUAUCAAAUAUGGGUUGCAUACGAAUUGGCGUUUGGUUUGAUAGAAUCUUGUCGACACAUCGUGGAUAGUAGUAAAACUAGCGGCAAUUUCAACAAGUCGUAAAUGUUCA
Messenger RNA from Boeremia exigua, 3766 nucleotides. RefSeq names its product glycine cleavage system P-protein-domain-containing protein. The coding region runs from base 342 to 3539 and encodes 1065 amino acids. Gene Ontology annotation, biological process: glycine decarboxylation via glycine cleavage system. The transcript has 3 exons. Gene Ontology annotation, cellular component: mitochondrion; glycine cleavage complex. NCBI's taxonomy places the organism in Eukaryota, Fungi, Ascomycota, Dothideomycetes, Pleosporales, Didymellaceae. Gene Ontology annotation, molecular function: glycine binding; glycine dehydrogenase (decarboxylating) activity; pyridoxal phosphate binding. The record is from RefSeq and is a predicted model, not a curated record.